Messenger RNA from Centruroides sculpturatus (bark scorpion), 1209 nucleotides. RefSeq lists its product as uncharacterized. NCBI's taxonomy places the organism in Eukaryota, Metazoa, Arthropoda, Arachnida, Scorpiones, Buthidae. The record is from RefSeq and is a predicted model, not a curated record. Gene Ontology annotation, molecular function: DNA binding. The coding region runs from base 1 to 1209 and encodes 402 amino acids. The transcript has a single exon.
AUGCUUGCUAAUGCCUUGAUCAUCAAAAAGAGUUUUAGUGUACAGCAAGUGCUAGACAUACGUGAUGCGCUGUCUUUCACCACUGAGCACAACUAUUUCCUCUUCAACAAGAACAUCUACUUGCAGAAACAAGGAGUUCCUAUGGGCUCCCCGCUAUCUGCAGUCUUGGCCGAGCUCAUUAUGAGAGAAAUCGAGCGUAGAAUUUUCAACUCUCCCCUUACCAUCAAGUAUCCGGCUCUAUACUUACGUUAUGUUGAUGAUAUCCUAAUAGUAUGGGAGGAUACAGAGGAGGAAUUUAUCAAGUUUGUGCAGCAACUGUCAAGCAUAUACCCUACUAUCAGUUUCACCUGGGAGAGGGAGAAUGAGGAUGCAAUAGCGUUCCUGGACCUAUUUAUAAAAAAGUCGGUUGAGGGGCCGCAAUUUUCUGUUCAUCACAAGUCCGACCUGUUACCGCAUAUUAUCCCGGCAGAUGCUUUUCAACCGUCGCGGUACGUUAAUGCCGCCAUCGCUGCACUUAUUAGAAGGGCAUUACUACUUCCGUCGACGCAACUAGCAACAAAAAUCGAAUUAGACAUCAUCAGAACAGCGGUAUCUCUUGCAGGGUUUACGUAUGGUAAAUAUGAACAUGUGCUCCGUAAAGUAAAAGAGGCCCUAUACCCAUGUACCACGUUGUACAGAAAAGAAAAAGCAUCCAUAAUCCAGUCUCCAUUGCCGUAUCUUGGACCAACUUCUAUACGCAUCAGCCGCAUAUUUCGGCGGUAUAAUUUCAUACUACCCAUAACCCCCCUACCAAACUUACGCAGAUGUAUCUGCAACGAUCGGGACAGGCUAACCACUUUAGAAAAGUCAGGGGUUUAUACGAUACACCUAGAAAAUCCGGCAACGGGCGAAGUUACAAGAUAUAUAGGAGCAACAACAAGAAUGCUCGCCUCCCGCCUUGCUGAGCAUCAGGAAGAUAUAGCUAAAGGAAGAUGCUCUACAGAACUCGCUAAAAAAGUUCUCGAGCAAGGAUACAACCCGUUAUGGCCCAGAACGGCAAUAAUUAAAUGCUGCAACAAUCGAAGACUUGUGUUCAUCUGGGAAGCGCUUCUCACAGCCACUUCAGAAGCAUACAAUGUUCCCACCCUCGAUCUACCCGGGGUGUGGAUUGCCUUGUAUCUGCGCCUAAAAAACGAAAUGCGCCCAACAUCGUAUCGCCAAACGCGGUAG